ACAGGAGUACACGGUCUAAUAUGUACUAAGGUGAAUACAGAAGCCAGAACUCAGUCAACACACAGUACUCAGGAGGGAUCGAUGUCAAUUUACAGGAGACUUUGCAAGUAGAGUCUAAAAUACAAGCAGUACAUAGUGUGGGUGAGUGACUCUGUUUUCUUGCGGGUUAACCAGCAGCACCCAUUUCCUUGAAAUUGCCUCACACCGUCUCUGAUUUCCCUCCUGUUCACUCCCCUUCCUACACGUGCUUCCUGUUUGGGACCCACAUACCUCAAAGUAGGAUCAUCCUCAGGGCCUUAGCAGAGGCCAUUCCCUCAGCCAGCACACACUUCCCCAGAGAUGCUCGUGGCUCCUGCCUUCCUUUCCCUGAGGUCUCCGUUCAGAUGUCGCCUUGUUCACUGUUCUUGACUGAACACCAAUUACAAAAUAACACUUGUAUCCACACUCUGCUUACACCUACUCUUGUUCCCUUCACAGCACUUGACACCCUCUGAUGUCCUAUUGAUAUUUUGAUUUCCUUCUGUUCAUUCUCCAUCACUGGAUUAUACUGGCUUUUGAUUUUCCCAGACUCAUUGCCUCGACAAUGCCUGGAAUAUGUUUGACGCUCACUACAACUUCUUGACAGCAAAAUACAAAUCAUACCAUUGCAACAAUGUGAGUGACACUGUUCAGGUGAAAAUUAAUGAUGUCUCCCAUCGUCUUUCCUCGUGGUCAGUGCAACCUCAUGGAACCAGGAAAUGAUACACGGACAUCAGAAUUUCUGCUUCUGGGAUUUUCAGAGGGUCCAGAACAGCAACCCCUCGUAUUUGGGCUUUUCCUCUCCAUGUACCUGAUCACUGUGUUUGGGAACCUGCUCAUCCUCCUGGCCGUCAGCUCUGACUCCCGCCUCCACACCCCCAUGUACUUCUUCCUGGCCAACCUGUCCUUUGUAGACAUCUGCAUCACUUCCACCACCGUCCCGAAGAUGCUCUGGAACAUCCAGACCCAGAGCAAAGUCAUAACCUAUGAGGACUGCAUCACACAGGUGAACUUUUUCAUAAUCUUUUCAGGAUUGGACAUCUGCCUCCUGGCCAUUAUGGUCUAUGACAGGUUUGUGGCCAUCUGUCACCCCCUGCAAUACACGGUCAUCAUGAGCCCCCGGCUCUGUGCACUGCUGGUCCUGGUGUCCUGGAUCACGAGUGUCCUGCAUUCCUUGUUGCAAACUUCAAUGGUGUUGCGGCUGUCCUUCUGUACAGUCUUGGAAAUCCCCCAUUUUUCCUGUGAACUCAAUCAGAUGAUCCAACUUGCCUGUUCUGACACCUUUCUUAAUAACUUGGUGAUGUAUUUUGCAGCUAUCCUAGUGGGUGGUGGUCCUUUCGUUGGGAUCCUUUACUCUUACUCUAAGAUAGUUUCCUCCAUACGUGGGAUCUCAUCAGCUCAGGGCAAGUAUAAGGCAUUUUCCACCUGUGCAUCUCACCUCUCGGUUGUCUCCUUAUUUUAUUGUACGGGCCUCGGAGUGUACCUGAGCUCUGCUGCUACCCAGAGCUCCCACUCAAGUGCCACAGCCUCGGUGAUGUACACGGUGGUCACGCCCAUGCUGAACCCCUUCAUCUACAGCCUGAGGAACAAAGACAUAAAGAAGGCUCUGAGGAGAUUCUCUGCGAUGGCAGUUAGAAAAGGUCCAAUUGUCCUGUGGUUGAAGAAUUUACCAGGAUUGCAAGCCUCAAAGUCUUAGCGUCAGAAAUUGCGUUUUGUUUUUUUAAGCAGAUUGUAGACAUAGAGUUUGUGUCUCUCAUUUAUUUCCCAGAAUUUUUAUUUUUUCAACCACUCAGUACAAUUUAGUUCCUCAUUUUAUUAAGUUUUUCCCUCUCUGUGUUCCAACCUUUUUCCCUUCAUCUUUUUCUUUUAUUUCUAAAUUGAUUCGCAAGCUGUGAUAUGAGAAAAUUAGGAGUUCUCAUUUGUCUCAUGGAACUGCCUGGAUUUCUUAAGAAUAAUUUCUUCACAGGGGCACCUGGGUGGCUCAGUUG
Molecule: messenger RNA, 2006 nt
Organism: Felis catus (domestic cat)
Lineage: Eukaryota; Metazoa; Chordata; Mammalia; Carnivora; Felidae
Product: olfactory receptor-like protein OLF4
Exons: 1
Coding region: 683-1714 (343 amino acids)
Biological process (GO): G protein-coupled receptor signaling pathway
Cellular component (GO): membrane
Molecular function (GO): G protein-coupled receptor activity; olfactory receptor activity
Source: RefSeq, a predicted model, not a curated record